UCCACACAGACAAGUACUUUAGCAAUUGUAUAUGCAAAUGAGAAAGUAGCAACUGCUGAGUGUUUGUGACAGGCUAUAAAAUUUUGUAGAGUUGUAUUGACAGUGAGUUUGCAGCUAUUAGUUUGGCAGACUCUAACUUUAGACUUUAUAGCAGGAUGCAACAUUUUAUAAUGCCGAUUAUUUGGUGUAGAAUGUCUUUAUCCACCAAAGAAGACAAAGGCAUCUCAUCUGGGAGACAGGACACUAGAGAAAUAUGUAGAGCAAACAAAUCCUAAACAGUGGAAAAAUGGAUGCUACCCUAGGCUUCCUUCUGAGUCACCAUUGGUUUGCUACACACUGAUCAACUUGUUCUAACUUGUCUACUAAUCUAGCUGCGUCUUCUCGCAUUGAGGUCAGAAGCAAGACGUCCGGAAGCAGCAGCAAAGAAGCGGCGUGUCACUGAUCAUCACCUUCCACGUGUUCAGAAACCGCUUCCUCCGCCUCCUUUCUCUGUCUUCAGACCUCCGCCGCCGACCUACUGCGUCUACGCAGCUCCCACCUCAAGAAGAACUUCGCGUCACAUUCCUACUGUUUACAUUCAAUACGUUGCUUUACCUAGAAUGGACGACAGAACGACUAGCUCGCCAGUAACGACUUGACAUCACUAACUUUGGUUGGAAAUUACGACCUACAAGUAGUGUUCUAAUUGGUUGUUUUUGAAGCAUUGCGAAAACUUGUUGCUAAUUACACCACACGCACUGGUAAAUGAGUGACGAUAAAGAUUUCUUUAAUUCUUUGUUUACUAAUCGCACCUCGUCUCUAUGUAUAUGAAAUUGCGUAUCCUGACGUAAAAUAGCAGUGGAUCGCUCUCUGUGGUCACGCAUCCGGCGUCAACGCCCAAGUUAGGAACUAGAGACGGGAGUGCGCGUGUCGAACUCGCCUCCCUGUUGGUUUACAUUCUAUUGCUGCUAAGUUAUUUCUGCAUCUCACAGAGUCGAUGCGCCAUUUCAGUCUAGCAACAAGCUGGACUAAGGCCACGUCCAGAAUCGGUCUGAUCGUUUACGUAGAUCAUUGAUCGAGACAAGAUCGCGAUUGCGUUGUUAUGAAGCCACUAGAGUUGACACGCGUUGUUUUCUUGUCUUUCUUCCUACAUUUUCAACAAGUGUUUGCCCAAAACAGUGACGGGUGCUGGCCAGAGAGCCGCGGCCGCAUCUAUGGAGGAAGAGAACAGCCGGGCUUGGGAUGGAUGUGUCUACUCGACAUCAAAGGAAGAUCGAACUUCUGCGGAGCAACUCUGAUUGAGAAGCAGUGGCUGCUGACAGCAGGACACUGCAUGGUGGCCAAGAAUUUUACAAUUGCCACGGCCGACAUUGGCAUCUACCAUCGCAACAUUUUGGACGAAAACAAUAUGAAGCAACCGCUCACUCCAGAGCGUAUACAAGUCGACGCCGUCUUCGUUCAUCCGCAUUUCAAAAGCUCCGCACACGCGCUGUACAAUGACAUCGCUCUUGUUCAUCUCAAACGUCCAGUGAACAAUAUGAGAGAAACCGUACUCUAUGCUACGUCGCACACGAACACGACGGACCUAAAAGGUGGGGUAUUGCUUGGUUGGGGACUGCGAGAGAACGGACAGGAGUCGGACUACUUGCUGUGCACUGAAGUACCGUUCAAAUCUCUCAAAGAAUGUAACAGUAGUCGAUCUUAUCAAGGAGCAAUUACGAACUCGAUGAUAUGCGCGGGUGCGGCUGGGAGAGACGCGUGCAGCGGUGAUUCCGGCGGCCCUCUUGUCGUGCGCCACGUGUGGAAUGGAAUGGACAGGUGGUUGCAAAUCGGGGUGAUCUCGUUCGGUCUCGAAGACGGUUGUGCAAUGAGCGACUUCCCAGGCGUUCACACUCGCAUUGCAGCCUACACAAACUGGAUUGAUCGUAUCGUGUAUGCAUCUCUGUGUCCUCAUGACGGAUUUCCAGAGAAUGGCUACACUGUCAACUUCCAGGCCUGGUACGUCGAAGGAGACGACGUGCUGUAUCGUUGUUUGCCUGGCUUUACAUUAAUCGGACUCGAAUCGAGGCGAUGCCGCAGCGACGCGAGACUGGAAGGAUCGAAGCCCAGAUGUGUAACUGUGCACACUUCAAUUGAAUGCGACAACCCAGGCAAGCCAGAGUUUGGAGUCAGAGUAGGCAGCGAUUUCUCAGCUGGCCGAGUGAUUCACUUCGCAUGUCUCCACGGCUACCGUCUCGAAGGCUACACAGAGAUCAGCUGCUCCCUGACAGGCGAAUGGUCUGCAUCGCCACCAAAAUGCGUCCGAAUCGUUUCUUGUCCGCCAUUGCCGAAGCUCAAACGCGGCUUUAUGUUCAGCCAGAACUACUCUGUUGGUCAGACGGCGCAUUACCAAUGCUAUCAGGGAUACGAGUUGCAAGGCAAUAGCCAGAGAACCUGCUUACCUGGAGGGCACUGGUCAGGUAGCCACCCGCGCUGCAAACGCUCGUGCCCCGUCUUGCCGCGUUUGAGGAACGGACGCGUUAUCGCCGGCGCCGUCAAGAUAUCCUAUGCUUGCAGUAUAGGUUACAGACGAAGCGGACCAGUCAGCAGUAUUUGCCGGAGGGGAACGUGGAUUCCGGGUCCGCCCGUUUGUCGACCUGUAUACUGUGGAGAUCCAGGAGAGGUUGCAAAUGCUACUCGAUAUGGUGGAGGGCGUUUUGAAUAUAGCAGUCGUGUCACAUACACAUGUGGCUCCUGUAUGGUUCUUCCUGAUGGCAAGAAGUCUGUUUCACGCACAUGUGAUUCCAAUGGCCAGUGGACUGGAACACCGCCUAUCUGUUCAAGUUCAACAUGUACAGUGCGAAUGCCACACUCGGAUGAAGCUGUAGAUGGACUGACUAUUCGCUGUGGGACAAAUGUUCAAUUUGCAUGCCAGGUUGGGUAUAGACUGGCAGGCACUCAUGCCGUGCAAUGUCAAGAUGAGGGGAAAUGGUCAGCAGAAUUACCCCACUGUGAAGUUGGGUGUAUGGAUGACAGUCAAUGUUCAGACGAAAUGGAUCCAGUAUGUGGCAGCGAUUCAACCACCUACUACAGUGAAUGUCAUCUCAAUGCUACUAGCUGCAAAGCAGGGCAGGAAAUACAUGUAGCUCACAAAGGGGCAUGUGCAACUGGAGGAAAUGAACCCAAGUGUCAAUGUCGCAGCCAAGGCUUGUCCAACUUAGACUGCUUAGAAACUGAAUAUGCUCUCAUAGGAAAUGUUACAUCAAUUAAUCACAGAGAAACGGCAAUUCAACCACUCAAGUUAUAUCUUAAUUCUAAGGCUAUUGGUGACAGCUCAGAAGAUAGUUUGCUCUUCCUACGCCGAAGAGAAUCAACACAAUGCCUUUGCCCAAACUUUACUACUGGGCAAUUCUAUUUCAUUGCUGGAAAGUUGAAACGAGGAAAACGCAUUCUAUCAUCCAGGACAGUUGUCAUCUCAAUGAAAGAGCUGACACAACGAAAGAUUGAGCGGAUUCUUCGGGAAUGUGACAAUUUUAAUUCGAUAAACAACUGAUGCCUAGUGAAACAACACAAUACAUUUUAUAUAGAAAUAGAUACUAAGAGACAAGAACGUGAUUUGAGGUAUUGAUGUACACCCUAGCUAUGUUUAUUUGCAUUCUGUAUCAGGUGGUGUACCCUGAACUCCAGUAAUUAAUUAAAUACUUCCUUGAA
Corticium candelabrum is the source of this 3669-nucleotide messenger RNA. RefSeq names its product CUB and sushi domain-containing protein 1-like. Bases 1082 to 3511 code for a protein of 809 amino acids. The record is from RefSeq and is a predicted model, not a curated record. Gene Ontology annotation, biological process: proteolysis. NCBI's taxonomy places the organism in Eukaryota, Metazoa, Porifera, Homoscleromorpha, Homosclerophorida, Plakinidae. Gene Ontology annotation, molecular function: protein binding; serine-type endopeptidase activity. The transcript is spliced from 11 exons.